AUGGAAGCAAGAGGGAGGAGUAUUCCACAACAUUAUCGUCGACCUUCUUGUUAAAUGGUUUUUAUAGAGUUGGAUCGACCACAUUAUACGGCCCUUCCCUGGGGUUUGAUCAGGAAAUGAACCAGGCCAGAUAAAAGUCGUUCUCCGCAGAUUUUGGAUAAUAUCAUAAUUACAAUUGACCAAGUGUUAAGGCAUGCUUGGCAAUAGUCAGGUCCUUGAAAGGAUUUCCUAAAUUUAUUGGUUUAAAAGGCUGAAUCAGACGAUAGAUAGAGUUAUGGAAGAGAAAGUAUGUUCAGCAGCUGGGAAUAGGUCACAAGGAGGAUCGUUGCUGGCCGAUCAAAAGCUCAGCCCCCCAUCACCAUUAAAGAGAGCUAAUUGUCAAGAGGAAGAAAACCCAACAAUUAGGACUAUCGAAUUUCUCCGGGCUCGAUUGCUGUCCGAGAGGUCUGUUUCUGAGGCUGCAAGGCAGAAGGCUCAGCAGAUAGAACAAAAGGUUUGGGAACUCGAACAACAGUUGGAGAUUGUAGUUGAGCAGAGAAAAAAUGCGGAGGAAACCAGUCAACAAGCCCUUACAAUGUUGGAAAAUGGUACUGCGCCCUUUGAGUCUGGUACAUAUGAAGAUGGAUCUGCUUUUGAGCUCAAACGUUUUGACCGAGUAAACAAUGCCACUUCUUUAGGGCAAACCUCUGACGUAGAGGAGGAUGAAACCUCAACCAUGGGUAGUGGAAGCGAGAAAACAUUUCAAAAUUCCAAUGAUUCAGAUCCCUUUGGCCAGUCACAUAGUCUAUGUAUGGGAUUGUCAUGGCAAGCACGUGAAAGUUCUCCAACUCGAUACGAAAAGAAUGCAAAGAGAACCUUUCUACCAUCGGAGCAAAUGCAUCUCCAGAAUUUUCACCAUGAAGGUAUUUCAGAAGCAAAUGCCGGGUCAAUAAGACGCAUUGGAAAGUCAUGCCGCCAGAUCAAAAGAAAAGAAACAAGAUCAGUCACAGAGGAGGAAUCGAGGGCUCUAACUGCUUGUAGUGAAGAUGAUUCUAAGAAAUCUAGAGAGUCUUCAAUGGAAGAAUUUGUUCCAUCAGAGCAAACAGAACCAGUGAAAAACAUUAGUGAAGUAUUUGAACUUUUGUUGCAGAAAGAUUUUAAAGGAACUUCCCUGGCUAGAGACCAGAAAACAAGUUACCGAGACUCCUUAAAUCAAUUUGCAGAGGAAAGAGAAGAAAUUGAUCUGAGUAAUGGCGGGAUAGGCGAACAAACUUCAGGAGGAGAUUUCACGGCAGGAUUGUACUCAGAAUGCUCAUCUCCCUACUCUUCGGAAGAUCAAGGGAAAGAAAUUGAAUCCAGAAGUAAUGAAGGGAUCGAAAUGGAAAGAGUACUAGAGCAUUGGGAAGAUCUAAAUGAUCAGUAUGCAGCAGAGGAGAACGCUCAAAGAGAAUGGGAAGAGAGGUUUAGAGAGAUUAAUUACUCAUCGGAGCAAAGCAUGGAUUGCUGCAAACAUAGAAAGCAAACCAUGGAAAUAGAAGCAAAAGAGAAGGAAGGAACUUGUUUGAACAGGUCAAAGACCUCUCUUGUUAUGUCAAACAGUGACAAAACAGAAAAAAUUCACAGGCCUUAUCAGUACUUAUCUGAGAGAUCAUGUCUUUGCCAUUCUGAAAAGUUAGUCUGCAGCCAUUGUUGUGAAGCUGAGAACGAAGUCAUACAGAAAAUGGAUAUAAAUGAAUAUGAAAGGGAUCAUGUUCAUAAGAGUUUGCCACCUUCAGAGUCCUAUAUUUCUUGCAGGUUGAUCUGCAGCUCUGAUGUUUCUUCUGUUAACAAAGUAGAAGCUAGAGAAGCAGAGAAACUGACAGUUACAAAUGACAUUUUUGACCAGGAUAUUCUCUGUGCUGAGAUAAUGACAGGGCAAGAGACACGAGGGAACUUACUGAGCCUUGCCCCUAGCUUUAUAGGAUUGCAAGCUUCCGAUGAAGAGGAGGCAACAAUAGACUGUAUUACACUGUCAAGUGAGAAGGCAGCGCAAAAAAUAACCAAAAUUUGCUGUCUCGAUAUUGGACCAAGCUUAACUGAAAAUGCAAUCCCUGUAUUUGAAGACCACGUUCCUAUUGUGCCUCAUGCAAACAGAACUUUGGAACCAUCUGUUCUUGCAGUCCAUGAUAAGGUUCUCGAUGCAAAUACUGCGUAUUUGCUUGCAAAGGAUGCUACAGAAAGACUGUCAGAUAACAUGCAAUCAACUAGUGAAAUGGUCAAUGUUGGGUCCAUGGCACAAACCAUGGAGUCACGUAAACCUUUCACUGAAAGGAAAAUGGGACCAAGUGAUCACACUUUCUCAAGUAGUACAGGCAUGAUGCUGACUACAGACGAGAAGCCUCAUGAUGUUUCUCAUGGAAGUUCUCUAAGGAGCACUGCACAAAUAACUGGAGCUUUUUUUCAUAAGAAAGGCAGAGGAUAUUCCCAAAGCCGGCAUGGCAGCUGUAAUGACGAGCAGGGGAUUCCUCUCCUGCAGGGACUUAAUAGAACUGAUACAAAAGCAAGUGCAAUUUGUCUAAGUAUGCAUCCUUGUGUUUCUAUGAACCCCAUGAAUUAUAUGUCAACUCUUGAGAUGGGAGAUGUGCAAGUGAAAGAACAGAUAAAAACUAAAGAACAUUAUGUCUCAACUGAUUUUCAAGGUAGAAGUACAAAUGAUGUGAAGAUUAGGACAAUGUCACAGGAAAAUAUGAAUAAAGGGCGUUUCAACGGUCAGUUUGACAAAAGUACUGGCGUGAGUGAGAAUAAAGUGGCAACUACAAAUGGCAUCACACCUGGUCGAGCGACACAGAAGGUCGGAGGAGCUGGUUUCCAAAUUCCUCAUCAUAGAUUUAGAUCUUCAAAUCAUAUGAAUAGGGGACAUUUGUUUGUGGAAAAUUGCUUUCCAGAAAAUAUGUUUAUUAGGUCACAUUUUCUAGAUUCUUCUCAUGUUAUGGUGAAUAAGAUUGACAUGUCUACUGGAGGUCGUGAAGAAUAUGCUAGCCUCAAUCCUAUUAUUUAUAAGGGUCAUUCCAGGGGUCUAUUUGGUGAUAAAUUGUCAAUUCCAACCGCAGGAAGUGCUGACGGUUCUAGCAUGAGAGAAUUUGCACCUUCUUUUGAGGCACAUGCUGAAAAAGGUGCAAGAGAAGAAUCACAUACAUCCCAGAUAAAUCAGGACCAUUUUGGAUUUGCUGGGAGAGUUGAGCCUGUUCAAUAUCAUCAGAAUAACUCAUCUAGGGAUGUAGUGACGGCACUUCAAUUUGCCAAGUUGCAAUUACAAAACAUUUUUGAUAACAAUCAGUCAGUGAAUCAACACCCAAACAUACCUGCAAGCUCAAUGCAGGACACACACACACAGAAAGUGAUGCAACGAUGCUAUAUUUUGGAAGCUCCUCUCAGUUGUAUUGAGCUUUUCCGGCUACCUUCUGAAUCAGAAUGUAAACUACCUUCUCAAGUUAGAGCCUCGAGGUCUUUAUCUUCCAAAUUUUAACAACGGUUUCUUAAUUGAGUUUCUUAUGAUCUUUGUGCCAAUGGAAGAGUUCCUAAUAACUUAACUGCUGCUGUCAGUGGAAGAGAAAAGCCCAAUCUGUACAUUAAGAACAAUCAUAAUAAUGGAGAUCUGUCUAAGAGCCGAUGGCCUUCAGCAGAUAAUUUAAAUGGACAGCAAAACUAGAAGGAAGCAACUGUCAGUAGGAACAAUCAUCUUCAGCUUAAUUGUAGAGAAAAAUAGACAAGUGAAUAAAGCUGGUGCCAAGUAGAGUCUCAUCCAUGGCAGACAAAAGGCAUAGAAAUAGACAUUAUGUCCCAUGUUGCAUGAGAUGAGUAUCACUGCUUGGUUGUCCUAGUUGUAGAUCUUGCAGGUUUUCUGAGGAACUAGCAAUAUUUGUCCUGUUGCUGUCUGUACAAGAAAAUAAUUCAGUAAGCUGAUCUGCAUCUUGCCAGCAGACAUGUUUUAAGUU
Molecule: messenger RNA, 3953 nt
Organism: Cryptomeria japonica (Japanese cedar)
Lineage: Eukaryota; Viridiplantae; Streptophyta; Pinopsida; Cupressales; Cupressaceae
Exons: 5
Coding region: 275-3484 (1069 amino acids)
Source: RefSeq, a predicted model, not a curated record